AUGGAGAAGGGAGGGGAGUUGAGGAGGGAGGGAGGUGAGGGAGAAGCAGAGGGGUUGCAGCGAAGGGAGACGGUGCCAGGUGCAGCUGCUUCGCCUGCUGCAACCGCUGCUGGGGAGGCACCGCCUGUUGCUGCUGUAGCACCUGCCCCACCGACGGAAGCAGCACCAGCAGCAGCUUCUGCUGCUGCUGCUGCUGCUCCUGCUGCUGCCGCCUCCCCUGCUUCCCCUGCCACUGGAGCAGCAGAGGGGCCCAAGGCACAGAAGAGGGCAGCUGUGAAGACUGUCGUGUGCCGGGGAGUGAAAUACCACGUCACUGCCAGGUGGGGCGGUGCUCUUGCUACGAUACCCGCCCUGCUAUUGCGAUCCGCGGACGUGAUGCAGCGCCCAGCCUCCCUUCCUUUCUCUUCGUCUCACCCAUCCUCUCCUCUCCUCUCCGCCCUUGCCCUCCCUCCCACCAGCACAUGCACGCUGCUCUCAGGUACCAAAGAGUGCGUGGCAGUGGCGGAGGCACUGCGGUCACUCUCGGGGGAGGUGGAGCAGCGCCCGGCUUUCAUUCGCCAACCCACCCUCAAAUCCACCCUCUCGUCUCUUCUCAUGCGCCCCCCCUAUCCCACCAGUGCAUGCACGCUCCUGUCAGGAGGAGAGUACGUGGCAGUGGCAGAGGCACUAUCAUCGCUUGCAUGCACGCUGCUGUCAGUGACCAGGGAGUACGUGGCGCUGGCGGAGGCGCUCCCAUCGCUGGCAGGGGAGGUGGUGCAGCGCCUGGCGGACCUGCUGAAGCUCUUCAACUCGCGCACCUGCCAGCUUGUGCUGGGCGCGGGCGCCAUGCAGGUGUCCGGGCUGAAAACCAUCACAGCCAAGCACCUCGCACUCUCCAGCCAAUGCAUCUCCCUCGUCUAUGCUCUCAUCCCCGACCUGCGGCGCAUUCUGUCUGCCUUCAUCCCCGAUGCGCGGCGAGGGCUCGUCAUAACGCACCUUGACCGCGUGGCUCAGGACUACAGGGUGCACAGGGACGAGAUCCACAGCAAGCUGGUGGCAAUCAUGAGGGAGCGCCUGCUCGUGCACCUGCGCUCGCUGCCCGCAGUAGCUGACACCUACUGCCGCCCGGACGACUCCCCUGCCGAGCAGCAGCCCUCCAACUUCGCCCCUGUUGUGCCUGAUGAUGUUCUGCUUCCUUCUUGUCUCAAUCAGCCAAACCGCUCUAAGCCACACCUCCCCCACCAUCUCCCCCCACCAUCACACCCCCACCAUCUUACCCCGACCCUGUGA
Molecule: messenger RNA, 1269 nt
Organism: Closterium sp. NIES-65
Lineage: Eukaryota; Viridiplantae; Streptophyta; Zygnematophyceae; Desmidiales; Closteriaceae
Source: the annotation of a GenBank genome assembly